Triticum dicoccoides is the source of this 721-nucleotide messenger RNA. RefSeq names its product 40S ribosomal protein S20. NCBI's taxonomy places the organism in Eukaryota, Viridiplantae, Streptophyta, Magnoliopsida, Poales, Poaceae. The record is from RefSeq and is a predicted model, not a curated record. Gene Ontology annotation, cellular component: small ribosomal subunit; ribosome. Bases 107 to 490 code for a protein of 127 amino acids. Gene Ontology annotation, biological process: translation. The transcript has 3 exons. Gene Ontology annotation, molecular function: structural constituent of ribosome.
CCCUAGCGAGCUCCACCCCCAGCGCCGCCGCCGCCUCCUCUGCGCCCCAAACCCUAGCUCGCCCGCAGCGCCGCGGCCUCCUCCCUCCCAUCCUCCACCGGCAGCCAUGGCGACGGAGCUGGCCUACGCGCCGCCCAUGAAGUCGGGCAAGCUCGGGUUCGAGGGAACCCAGGAGGUGCAGCACCGCAUCCGCAUCACCCUCUCCUCCAAGUCCGUCAAGAACCUCGAGAAGGUGUGCUCGGAUCUGGUGAAGGGCGCCAAGGAGAAGCAGCUCAAGGUCAAGGGCCCCGUCAGGAUGCCCACCAAGGUGCUCAACAUCACCACCAGGAAGUCCCCCUGUGGAGAAGGUACCAACACCUGGGAUCGGUUUGAGAUGCGGGUGCACAAGAGGGUGAUCGACCUCGUCAGCUCCCCCGACGUCGUCAAGCAGAUCACCUCGAUCACCAUUGAGCCCGGCGUCGAGGUCGAAGUGACCAUCAGCGACCAGUAGUUAUGCUACCCCAUGAUAUGUGUCUUUAAAUCUUUCUACAAGGGUGGAGAGACACCAGCGUACCAAGAUAUUUUUGAAACUUUCUGUAGUAUGAGAACUGGGUUUUGUAUGACUAGGUUCUUUGCUUCGUGAUUCUAAGUGCCUACUGUCCUAAAUUAUCUGUCAAUUUUCGUUCGUUGCCCUGUUGUGUGUGCCGGGUUGAAUGUUUAUACAUGGAUCGCUAUUUAUCUA